AGGGUGGGGGUGUUACAUGUUUUCAUCGAGCAAUCAAGCCUCGGUAUUACUACUAUUCUACAGUAGGCCAGAGGCUACCGCAGCGCUUUUCGACCCGACUAGUAUACGGAAAAUGUUCCGUGGUACAUUUGCAUUUUUACCAAUUUUUUUUCCUUUUCUCAUUUCGCAAGCGGAUUUAGCAUUGUGCGUAUUAUUAGCGAAGCUUAGUCGAUGCGCCGGUGUUGGUUUCGACUUUUUUUUUCUUCUUAUUCUUUUACGGAUCGCGGCAAAUCAGCAUGGGAAAGGGCGUUUUUGUUUGUGUGUGUGCCGACGCAUUUUGACGGUCAAGCGCUGACCGCUUCUUCUUUGUUAACAUUU
This is a messenger RNA of Bipolaris maydis ATCC 48331, 357 nucleotides long. The record is from RefSeq and is a predicted model, not a curated record. Lineage: Eukaryota; Fungi; Ascomycota; Dothideomycetes; Pleosporales; Pleosporaceae.